Lachancea sp. 'fantastica' is the source of this 5037-nucleotide messenger RNA. Lineage: Eukaryota; Fungi; Ascomycota; Saccharomycetes; Saccharomycetales; Saccharomycetaceae. The record is from the annotation of a GenBank genome assembly.
AUGUCAGUGUCUAUCAAGCCUAUCUCAAUUGACUUUAGUACUCGACAAUUGGAUGCCAAACAGAAAAAGUUUCACACCAGCAUCGAACGCGCCUUACAACACUUUGAUUCCGUUACAGAAUGGGCAGAUUAUAUCGCAAGCUUGGGUAAAUUGCUGAAAGCACUGCAGAGCUGGGCACCUCAGUUCCAGAACGUGCGUUACUAUGUGCCAUUCCCCUACCAGGUUAGCAGGCGCUUGGCAUCAUCACUAUCGCCAAACUUACCAUCAGGGGUUCAUUUGAAGACAAUUGAAGUCUACAGCAUCAUUUUCGACAAAAUCGGAAUAGAUACAUUGAGCAAAGAGUGCAAUAUAUGGAUUCCGGGGAUUUUACCUUUGAUGUCGUAUGCGUCUAUAUCUGUUAAAGGUCCAUUGCUUGAGCUGUAUGAAAAGUUUUUGGUUCAAAUGCCGGCCUCUACACUUCGAUUGGUGCUUAAGCCGCUUCUGGCCAGUUUAUUUCCUGAUAUCGACGAUGAAAGUAGUGAAUCUCAACCCGCCACGUUGGCUUUGAUCGAAACACUCCGAGAAAAUGCAGCUGACGAGCCCUUAUUUUGGCAAAGUUGUUUCAUGAUUAUGAUAAACAACAAAGAAAGAAGGCCAGGUGGCCUUGCGUGGCUCACAAAAGCGCUGCCGUCCUUUAAUGCUAUUCCUCACAAAAUUCGCGAGCAAAAUGAACAAGAGUCGUCGCCACCCGACGAAUUGAUAAAGAAGCAGGACGAUGUAAAGAGCAAACGAGAAUCGGCACUCAGACUCCUGCUGCCGGCGGCAAAAGAUGUGGUGCAUCCUGAACCUGGUCUGCUUAUCCGGUGUUUGGUGAGCUGUCUGGCUGAAGACAGCGAGCUUCUCAUCAAACGAGGCAUUCUAGACUUGCUUCUACAACGCAUCAAUCUCAACUCCCCUAUACUGCAGCAUUUGGCUGCAGAAUCAGAUAAAAUCUUGCUAAUGAUAAGCUGCUGCAAAACCAUGCUCAGUCGAGACAUGUCAAUAAGUAGAAGAAUAUGGAGCUGGUUGCUUGGACCGACAUCAACUGCUGCCAACAAUUCCCAACCAAGGUCUUUGGAUGACUAUUUCCCACGUUAUGGGGAAGCGAGCCUUCACUCUGGGCUAGCUGAAAUGAUAAAGCAAGAACAGCAAAUACCAGACGCCUACAAAAUCUGCCUUGCUAUCAUGGACCGCUGGGAGAUUGCAUCGCACAUCAUACCAAAGAUUUUCAUACCGCUGAUGAAUGCAGCAUUUCAUCAUCAGGACAACGAUGCAAUCAUGAAAAAUGCAUCUGAGUUUUUUGACUCGGUCGAAACGCAUAUAAUAUGCAGUCACCUCUUUCAGGCCACUGUAGAAAACAAUAAUCUAGAUCUUUUGAUCUUCGUGUUAUCACGGUUUAGGGUUGGCCAUGAUGAGGAGAUUGUUGUGCGUCAUUUGCCGCUAAUUUUACUAGCCAUUCUCUCCAAACAUUCAAGCUACCCUGAGGAUGAUUUUGGGACAAUUUGUGAGCUCCUCGUAUCCGUCAUACCGGAAAGAGCGUAUCUGCCUGUCGAACACUCAGAACUAUCGAAAGCAUCGACCUAUUCAGAUAUUGACGAAUAUGGAGCUAUCACAGAUUACUACUCAUCUUUCUUGAAUGCAACAAAAGCACCAAGCAUGGAGGAUUCAUCUGAUAUCACACCUCCAUACUCUGGGGAAGAUUUAACUUUACUGAUUGUCAUUAAAAUGAGAGAAUGCUUGAUAUACUUUUCAAAAAGAGGCUGUCGAUUUAGUAAAGCUGUUGAGUUGUUUCUGCAGCUUGAUAAUAAGAUUCCUCAGAAAACAGAGUCUUCACCUUUGCCAGAGAAUAACAACUCUAUACAAAUCGAUCUAUCGAGACCGCUAACGGACACCUUGCUUAAGGUGGACGCUAGCCCAGAUUCCGGAAUCAACGACACUGUUUUUGGGUGGGUAAAUCUUUGUAGAGGAUAUCUCGCACCCAGACUGCGUGUCGUGGAAACUGCGAAACUCUCCAAAAUAUUAGUCGCCAACCUUUGGCCAUUCUUGGUCACUUCUGAGGCCCAGAUUGAAUCGGUCAAGUGCUUGGACCAACUAGCAGUUUCCUUGGGAUCCAAAUAUGUUGAGAGUGCACUAUCGUUCGCCUUCGUUGAAGAGAAAGACAUCAAUCUAAAGAUAUGUGCGCUAGAUGCUAUUUGGAUCAAUUCGGAAGAUAGCACAUCUAUUCUCCGCAGGCCGCUUGAAUUGGUUCUUGACGAGCUUUUUGAUGAUCAGGAUCCAAACUAUCUGAGCACCUCCAGAUGGAUUUCCGGAGUCGUUAAACAAGGUUCUGCCAACAAACUGUAUCACAUUUUAUGUGAAAAUCUUCUCAACAAUGAAUUGAUUUACAAAGACACUCUCGGCGAGUUGGAUGACAUUGACUCGUUUGUUUACUAUUGCCAAAUUCUCAUCAAUGUCCUUAUUGUCGACAAACCUGUUGUGCAGAAAUCAUUCAAAUCAGAGCGAACUUCUGUUCAAUCCACCGAGACGUGGAAAGGUGACGACAUAUCAAACUACAAGAAUCUUGUUAUCGCAAUAAUUAUUAAAUUUCUAAGCGCCAAGGAGAAUCACACGGGUAAGAGCGUUCGCACAGUUUUACUCUUGCUUGACAUUUUACUUGAUGGUACCGAGCACAAUUUCCAACAUAUCGUUGUCUUUCUUCUCGAGCUAACAAACAAGCAGUUCGGGGUUGGAACUCAGGAGUCAGAACUGAUAUCUGUGUCUUUACUUCACCUAAUUUCCAAAGUGUUGAGGCUUUCGCAUGAAGAGCAUAUCGAGUUGGGAAUUUUCAAUGACGACAACUCCCACUUGCGGUACAUCGAUUUUUUGGUGACUGGAGUAUUGAGUAUGAGAAGUCCUCUCAUAAUACACUCUUACGUCAACCUUCUUUCGGAAAGUCUGGUGUACUUCCAGGACUCCAUUUUUUCCAUUAUUUUGCCCUUGACGACAUCAAUCACAGAAAGGAUCAAGCACCUGUUCAGUAAUGACGCGGAAAGAAGCAUGCGAUACCAAUCGAUAGCCUACCUAAUGAGCGGUCUCAAAGAACUAAUGGAGGUCUCACACAGCUAUCUAGCGGCAGAAGAAAGCGGGGGUGCAUCCCAUAAUGGUCCUACAAGAAAUGAGUUCCUUCAAAGCAUGGUAGCAAACGUCUUUUCGAAUGAAACUGGUGAUGAAUCUAAAAUCAAACACGAGCGUGAGAUCAUCAUACAGUCGUUUAAGCUUGUAGUUUCCUGUUGUCUACCGGUGUGGACUUGGUCGCACCAGUAUUCGAAAUCCAAAGAAAACGAAAAUGACGUAGUUGGGAUUUACAUGUUUGAAGAUUCUUUACAUCAUCAGGCCUACAAGUAUAAAUCGCAAUCCAAGAAUCUCCUCGCAGCGAUAUUCGCUCUCGAGCCUCUGGAAGUGCUUGAAGAGUUCAUAUCAGAGCAUCCUAACAACGUUAGUUUGACGCUGAUACACGCCCUUGAUGGAAAUAAGCCGGCUUUGACCUUGCCACACUUGUUUCAAGGCAUUGUUUAUCGCUGUAACAGGCUAUCCACGGUUAAGUUCUCGAACACCACUUCUUCGAGAGCUACGUCUAGUCCUCUUUUGAUAAAUCAGCUCAAUGCAAGGUCGAUACUCAAUUUCAUUCUCGAAUAUCUUGCCACUUUGGAGAAUGCCGCGGUGGAAGACUUGUACGAUGAUUUCGUAUUGUUCAUGAAGGACGUGUCGAGUUAUUCUCAGCAUUACAAGAAGAUCUCUUCUUUACUUUUGAAGACAAUAGCGCUUGUUUGCGAAAAAACUCACAACUCUAGAUUUGGUGAGGACAAAAAAGUGAAGAGAGAACUUUCUGAUAUUUUCACCAGAUAUCUUCCAAGUGCGCUCAAUGACGAUAUCAAUACCUCAGAUAUCUCGACGUACUGCGACCUUGACUACGUGUUUUCAAGACUAAGAUUUAUUGUCAUUGAUUUUCCUGCUGGAGACAAAUGCAGUGCCGCCAUAGCUACAGUAGCUCAGUCUGACAUUUUCUCCAGCAUCAAGAGGCAGAACCAAUCUUCCCCGCCCCACGUCCUGAAGCUUCUGCUCACAAUUUCGCAGAUCGGAGGCAAGUCGAAGGCCUUGAAAACCCUGAUCAAUGACGUUUUCUCGAGCGACAAGAAAUUCAGCUCAUUGGAAGACAGUGCUAUGUGGAACAAAAUCAUAUACGAGUGGUCUAGCUAUCCCGAUAACAAGGAGAAGUUAGUGAAUGAGCUGAUCACGUCAACAAGUGCCAAGGCAAAUGCUCUGGGUCCCAAUAUCAAUCCCUUUACCGCCUGGAGUGAAUCCGAGAUCGAUAACAAGUGCCACAACAUGAUUAGAAUUGGGUAUCUUCUUUUGAUCUCUCCUCAGGACCAUUAUCUCUUGCAGUUCAAAGACUUGAUGAGCCAGUUAGAGCAUAAUUUAGUUUCGGAAGAGGCUCAGAUUAAAUCUUGUUGUUUUCUCCUUCUGAGAUGUGUUUUGCUUCAGUUUUCGGCAAUGCACUUCGCCGAAUAUUGGAGCAUGUUGUCGUACAGCUUACAAACGGGAUUUCAAAAAUAUUUUGAAUGCCUACAGAUGCAACAAGAUUACGAGCCUAACGCGAUUUUUCAGAUUGCUAAGAGCGUGGAUUUGUUAUUGACUUUGAACUUUGAAGAGUUUUCUGCCAGUUACGAGUGGCUUUUCGUGAUAGACACCAUGAACUGCAUCUACAAGACAGAGCCCUAUAUCAGCUUGGCCGAUGAAAUAAGCGACUGCAAGGAGUUUACGAAGAGCGAUACGGGCGAAUUUUCUGUUGUGGAGGGCUCAGAAUUCAGAGUUCCGCUCCUGCUGGGCGUACAUGCUAUUCAAAAGCACACCCAGCUAAGGAAGUUCUUCCAGACCGUUAGUUAUGCACACUAUGAGGAAAUGUACGCGCUGAAAGCUGUGGACCGGAGAGCGUGUUGCGACGACACUUCCGCAGACCUAUUUGCGUUCAUAAAGAGUUGA